Molecule: messenger RNA, 700 nt
Organism: Manis pentadactyla (Chinese pangolin)
Lineage: Eukaryota; Metazoa; Chordata; Mammalia; Pholidota; Manidae
Gene: SPATA24
Product: spermatogenesis associated 24
Exons: 6
Coding region: 45-572 (175 amino acids)
Cellular component (GO): nucleus; cytoplasm
Molecular function (GO): DNA binding
Source: RefSeq, a predicted model, not a curated record
GCACCCAGAGGCAGCCAUUUCCAACGAGCUGGCGAGGGCGGAAGAUGGAGACUCCCGUCGGGUGUCCGCCGGGGGGGUCUGGAUCGGUGUGUCUCGCCUUCGAUCAACUGCGGGACAUGAUUGAGUUUCAGGAGGACCUGAUCCACCAGCUGAGGCACGUGAUGGUUCUCCAAGAUGAAAAUCUUGUCAGUAAAGAAGAGUUCCAGGCAGUGGAGAAGCAGCUGGUGGAAGAGAAAGCUGCGCAUGCCAAGACCAAGGUCCUCCUGGCCAAGGAAGAGGAGAAGUUGCAGUUUGCCCUCGGGGAGGUAGAGGUGCUAUCUAAACAGCUGGAGAAAGAGAAGCUGGCCUUUGAAAAGGCUCUCUCCAGUGUCAAGAGCAAAGCCCUGCAGGAGUCCAGCAAGAAGGACCAGCUCGUCACCAAAUGCAAUGAAAUUGAGUCUCACAUUAUAAAGCAAGAAGAUAUACUUAAUGGCAAAGAGAAUGAGAUUAAGGAGUUGCAGCAAGUUAUCAGCCAGCAGAAACAGAUCUUCAGCCCACGCCCACCUGAUCUGUUGCAGAAAUCACAUAUCUGACUUCCGGAUCCAGAAGCAGCAGGAGAACUACAUGGCCCAGGUGCUGGCCCAGAAGCAUAAGAAAUCCGCAGGGAUGCGUCAGGCCCAGAGCCACCAGCGUCCCAGGGAAAAAUAAAAUGUUUAUCAUC